Molecule: messenger RNA, 510 nt
Organism: Caenorhabditis briggsae
Lineage: Eukaryota; Metazoa; Nematoda; Chromadorea; Rhabditida; Rhabditidae
Gene: Cbr-zip-10
Product: Protein CBR-ZIP-10
Exons: 2
Coding region: 1-510 (169 amino acids)
Source: RefSeq, a predicted model, not a curated record
AUGUCAUCAAUGAAUAUUUUAAAUAAUUCUUCUUCUGAUUCGACUACUACAUUUCCUUCUUCUCUGCUUCUGAAUCAAGGAGCAAUUCUUCGUCCAAUUCCUAUCAAUCCCACCGCUCUUUUCCCAUUGAAAUUCGAAAUUCCACUUCCGAUGACCAAUUUUGAAGAGCCUGUAGGCACGGUUUCUACCACUUCCAGUUCGAGAUGCUCCUCUGCUGACAGUUCAACAGCGCCAGGAAAAAUCCGUCGUGGACGACCACAACAAGAAAUCGCCGAUGGUCAAGAUGCUCACAGUCAGAAGAAGCGUCAUCGUCGACUCUACGCUCGCCAGUACCGUGCCCAGAUGCGCCAAAAAGUUGAGAAUGUGAAGAGUUUGCACGAUGAGAAGGAGCAAUUGGAGACAGAAGUAAAAAUGCUCCGCCAGACAGUAUUUGCUCUUCAACAAGAACUUGCUCAAAAGGACCUUUUCCUCAGUUUUAUGCAUCUCAACAGUCAACUCAACCACUCUUAA